AUGAUUGCAUACAUGUAUAUUGUAUUGCUUAUCCCUAUUGUUACUACUGUCUUGGUUACUAUUGACAAUCAACAACCUCGACGUGAUGUCAACGGUGAGAUCAUCGAUGCACAUGACGGAAGUAUACAACAAUUUGUGCCAGGUGGUCUGUAUUAUAUGCAUGCAAUGCAAUAUGGAUUGUGCAAAGAACCUCCAAAUUAUGGAUGCGAUGGAGCUGGUAUGCCAGAAAAAUGUGGAUUUCAACUCGAUCAUAACAUCAGCAUUUGGACUUCGCCUAAUCUAACUUCUGGAUCGUGGACAUAUGCUGGUAAUGCCAUUGAUGUAACUAAACGUCCAGCAGGCAUUGUUUUUCGUCCUCAUCUGGUCUAUAAUCCAAAUACAAAAUUAUAUGUAUUGAUGUGGAAUUACAUGAACUUUGGUGUGAGUGGUCAAAUCGCAGUAGCUAUCUCGGAAACACCAAUUGGACCAUUUGUUGUUGUGAAUACGGCUCUAAACAUAACACGAGGCAGUUCAGGUGACUUUGAUCUUCUGGUGGACACUGAUGGAAAGGGAUAUAUUAUUUAUUCUGCUAAUUCGAUGAAUGUGGAAGAAUUGACUACCAACUAUUAUUAUACUACUAGUAGUCCACGAUAUGUAUUUCCUGAAACAUUUGUCGAAGCUCCUGUCUUGAUGAAACGAGAAGGAACUUAUUAUGCUCUCUAUGAUUGGUGCUGUUGUUAUUGCUUUCAAGGAAGUGGUGUGAUGGUUUAUCGUGCUCAAUCGCCUUUGGGUCCUUAUCUACAACAGCAAGAUGGAGAUAUUGCAUGCAAGACUAUAAAUCGAACAAUAAGCAAUACUCGUAUCCACACUUCGAUUAAUGCACUUCCGACUCCAGGACAAGGUUGUCAAUAUCACAAUGGAAAUACAACAUCUACUCUUCGUUCACAACAGAACUUUGUGAUUAAGGUAACAAAUGCUCAAGGUUUAACAACAUUUGUCUGGACUGGUGAUAGAUGGCAACAAGCACCUGAUGGUAUCAAGGGACAUGAACCACAAUAUUGGAUGCCAUUACAUUUCAAUUCCGAUGGUUCUAUCGAUACACUUGAUUGGAUAGACGAGUUUACUGUUGAUGUGUAA
Messenger RNA from Adineta steineri, 1116 nucleotides. The record is from the annotation of a GenBank genome assembly. NCBI's taxonomy places the organism in Eukaryota, Metazoa, Rotifera, Eurotatoria, Adinetida, Adinetidae.